CUGGUGUGAUUGGUGGAAUGCUCAUCGGAACACACACGUAACAAGAACAGUUCGUCGAAUUCAGCGGUUUCUGAGGACAUUAGUGAACAUGGACAGCGACUACGGGAAGGCAGGAAAGAACUCUGAAGUCGCCGAGGUUCUUGUCUCUCUUCGAGGAGGGAAGCGAGAAUCUCCCAGCCAUCAUAAACAGUCAUGGAUGUUCUGGAGAAGAAAACGCCACCUAGUGACAUUUCUUGCAUUCCUUGGCUUCGUUAAAAUGCACACCCUGAAGGUGAGCGUUAGCGUAGCUGCUGUCGCGAUGACCUCACCCUAUCACACCACCUUGGACAACGGCACCGUCGUAGAGGUACAAGACUUUACCUGGAACUCGAAAAUGCUGGGCAAUUUCCUCGGCUCUUAUUUCUACGGAUUUGUCAGCACUCAGCUACUUGGUGGGUGGUUGGGUAGUCGGGUUGGUGGUGCCCGACUGUUUGGUUGGGGCUUCGGCAUCACUGCUGUCAUAACAGUGAUCACUCCACCUAUAGCCUACACCAACUUCUACCUGCUUCUGAUCACCCGAGCUUUGACGGGUUUCUUUGAGGGGAUAGGGUAUCCGUGUUUAAUGGAGAUAUGGUCGAAGUGGAUCCCUCCUCAGGAAAGGAUGAAUUUGUUGAGUAUAGCUUUGUCCGGAGUGCCUGUCGGGACAGUGGUGGGUUUGCAGUCAGGUGGACUUAUAGCUGACUAUCUUGGCUGGGCUUUUAUAUUCUACAUCACAGGAGUUCUUGGAAUUUGUUGGACCAUUGUGUGGCUGUUGGUGGUGAAAGAUCGACCAGAGUACGAUUUACACAUAUCUUCUGAAGAGUUGAAAUAUAUCAAGGAUUCUAUGGAGGUCACUACUGAGAAUAAGCAUACCAACCACCCAUGGAAAAAGUUGUUUACAUCGACGCCGGUGUGGGCUAUUGCUGUCGGCAUUAUCUGCCAGACCUGGGGACACAUGACAUUCAUCACUCAACUGCCCAAGUUUAUGACAGAUGUUUACAACUUUAGACUGGCACAAUCUGGGUUCUUGACGUCAUUGCCUUAUAUCGUACUGGGUAUUGUCUCACAAUUCACCGGCAGACUAGGUGAUUGGCUUAAGAACGAAAAGAUUCUUACAAUUUCACAGGUCCGUAAAAUCUUUGGAUGUGGAUCGUUAUUUCUCCAAGCAGCUAUCCUCGUGCUUUCUACUCAGUUUGACUCAGCUACUUUGGUCAUACUGUGUCUAAUCACCCUUUUAGGAUUGGAAGCAUUUGGAAUAGCUGUCAUACCUUCCAAUGGUUUAUACCUAGCUCCGCAGCAUGCCGGUGUAAUAUUUGGGCUCGGCUGCACAUUGGGCAGUGUAACUGGCAUCCUCAGUCCUCUUCUCUCAGGCUAUAUUGUCACUGAUAAGAGCAAAGAGCAAUGGAAGAUCGUCUUCUACAUAGCUAGCGGCUUGUACGUGUUUGGAGGUAUUUUUUAUGGAUUAUUCUCAUCUAGCAAACUACAACCUUGGGCAAAAGAUAAUAACAAUGUGCCUGGUCACAAAGAGGACCAUAUUAACAACACAUUGUGAUCUCAUAUUAAAUUUCUAAAACAAAACAUUUAUAACCAUUACAUGAGUGAUUCCUUUUACCAAUAAAGAUCAUUACUUCAUAUAUUUUUA
Molecule: messenger RNA, 1660 nt
Organism: Homalodisca vitripennis (glassy-winged sharpshooter)
Lineage: Eukaryota; Metazoa; Arthropoda; Insecta; Hemiptera; Cicadellidae
Product: vesicular glutamate transporter 1-like
Exons: 10
Coding region: 89-1570 (493 amino acids)
Biological process (GO): monoatomic anion transport; transmembrane transport
Cellular component (GO): plasma membrane
Molecular function (GO): transmembrane transporter activity
Source: RefSeq, a predicted model, not a curated record